Salvia miltiorrhiza (redroot sage) is the source of this 2025-nucleotide messenger RNA. RefSeq lists its product as uncharacterized. Bases 141 to 1817 code for a protein of 558 amino acids. The record is from RefSeq and is a predicted model, not a curated record. NCBI's taxonomy places the organism in Eukaryota, Viridiplantae, Streptophyta, Magnoliopsida, Lamiales, Lamiaceae. The transcript has a single exon.
UCAAAUAAUUGAAGAGGGGCAAUUCCGCCAAUCCACAUCAACGGUCAUAAUUGCUUCAGCUUCACCCACUCCCUUUUCUCCCUUCGCAGCUUUGCUAAUAAGUCUCCCUUGUUUGGCCUUCACCCAAUCUGCAUUCAACAAUGGCAGCGGCAAACGCAGCGGCGGCCCCCAAUUACUCUCCAUUCACACUUCCACCACAGCCCUCAAUCACUCGGAAAAUCCCAAGUAAGUCGGAUUCAAACGCCCUCUGCAAAACCCUCAUAAUUGUCCUUCUCCUUCUCGCCAUUCCACUAUUUCCUUCACAAGCGCCGGACUUCAUCACCCAAACCGUCUUCACCGAUUUCUGGGAGAUUAUCCACCUCCUCUUCAUCGGAAUCGCCGUCUCCUACGGCCUCUUAAGCAGAAGAACUGCUCAAUUCGUCCCCGAUAAAUCUGCUGAUUCCAGUUUAUCUGGGAUUUCUCACCUGACUUCAAUUUUCGAUGAUGGGUAUGAAAAUGUAUGCUAUGAGCAUGAUAUGUUGCAUAAUUAUGUCAAUUGUGGUGAUCGGUUUGUAGGAAACGAUGAAUGCGUAGUUCCUAGUGGUGCAAAGAUUAGAUCUUUCGUGCCGAAUGCUGAGAAUGAGGGGGAUGGGAAUGGGAAUCGAGCGUGGCGCUCGUGUUACUCGAAAGGUGAAUCUUUGGUGGUUGUCUCUAAUGCUAAGUGUUUUCAGGGUGGAAGCUCUGAUUUUAAGCCCUUGAAUUUGCCCAUUAGGAGUUUGAGGUCAAGGGCUAGGGAUAAUGAUAGUGAUAAGCAAGAAUUCAAGAAAGGGAAUGAGUUUAGUAGUAACAAAUAUGAGGGUAAGGGCAAUGAUGAUGAUGAUGAUGCUAGUGUUGUUAAGAUUAGAGGUGUGGUUCCUGUGAAUUUGGACAAGAAGUUUGAGGAGGUUGCUGGGAGAUCAAAAAUCCCUUGGCGCUCGAGAUCCGGGAGGAUGGAAGAUGAGGAGGAGGAGGAGGAAAUAAGUGGUAUUUCCAAGCUACCUGCACAUAGUAGGCCUCACUCUGCUGGGGAAUUUGAGUUUGAGCGUCUCAAGUCUAGGCCACUUUGUGGUUCGAAGUUUUCUAGUACUCCUGAAUUGAGAAGCUCAAAAGUCGAAACUUUGGAGAGGGAAAUGGUGUUUGCUGCCUCACAUUCGAAAGCAGCCUCCAUAGAUUCUGUCCCCUCUAGCAAUAGUGCCUCUUCGGACAUGGACAGUGUUGGGGAUUUGGAAAACAACCUUGAAAGCUCUGGUGUGGAAGAGGAAGUAAGAAAAGGGAAACAAGCUAUUGAAUCUUUGGACAGUGAUGCGAAGUCCUCAUCCAUUUCUAAGGUUCAAGCAAGAGCUAAGUCGGUUAGGACAAUCAAACCAAAGAGAUACAUCGUGAAUCAGAAGGAACAAUGCCCUAGUCAAGGUGAAGGGAAGUUUAGGAGGAGGUUUAUCAAAUCUGAAGCAGCAGAUUCUUUGCUCAAAAGAAGAGAAGAAGAACCGGACAUUCCCCCAGUUGACCAUCAAAACCAAGAAUCUGGUCGUAUAUUCUCUAUGCCGAAGCCAAAACCAACUCUUCCCGAGCUCCAUAGUGAAGAAAAACAGGACAUUGAUGACCUAAGUUCUACCAAGUCUGUAGAUAGAGAGAUAGGGUUUGACAAGAGUUCGGUUGAGGAUGAAAGCAAACCUAACAUUGACACUGAUGGCGAACUCGGGAGUGAAGUUGAUAGAAAGGCUGGGGAGUUUAUAGCCAAGUUCAGAGAGCAAAUAAGGCGUCAGAAGACUUCAUCCGUGGAAGGAUAUAGUGGGUGGUAGCAACUAGUCUAGUUAACUCGAAGGUUUGUGCUGCUGUCCUUGCAGCUGUGAAUUUGUGUGAUUAUUAGCUGGAAGCUUAGUGUAUCAGUCCAGCAUUGUAUUUUUUAAUUCGUUCUCCAUGUAAAUUAAGUAUCCGACUGAUCAAUCAUAGCACCAUAGCUCCAUGAAUUACUGUUUUGUUUUAAGUAAUUUAAAUCUUUUUGCUCCA